Messenger RNA from Closterium sp. Naga37s-1, 3648 nucleotides. The record is from the annotation of a GenBank genome assembly. NCBI's taxonomy places the organism in Eukaryota, Viridiplantae, Streptophyta, Zygnematophyceae, Desmidiales, Closteriaceae.
AUGGCCGCCGGCGCCGGCGCCGGUCAAGGGGACAUAUCCGGAGGCGAGUCGGAAGGGGAAGAGGAGACUAUCAUGCUUCGCGGCCGCAGCAAGAACCGGCAGGCUGUGGAGCUGAUUAUCAAGCAGGAGAUCUGCGCGCUUAAGAACGCCCGGCCGAAGAUCACGGCGGCCGGGAUCUGCCAGGUGCUACGCGCAAAAUACGGUAACUCCACCGUGCGAGAGUCGCAGAUCCCGCGCAUCCUGCGCGACGAGCACAAGUGGGGGCGCGCGCCCGCGAACUUCAAGCGCGUGAGGCAGCCGCAUAACGUGCGGCUGGAGGAGGCUCUGGCCAUGUGGGUGCGGGAUAUGAAGGCGCGAGGCGACUUCCGAGUGACGUGCGAUCGCAUCCUGGAGCAUGCGAAGGACAUUGGUCCGUCCCUAGGCGUUCCCGCUUCCUUCAGAUACAGCCGCGGGUGGAUCUCGCGCUUCCUCAGGCGCUGGGGGCUCACACGCAAGGCAGUGGAGGCAGCAAGGGAGGCCAAUUUCAACCCCCUCGACCCCUCCUCGGGCCCCUCACACGGCGGUGGGGGGGGGAGGGGUUGUGGGCACCAACAGCGCUGCACACAUCAUCGACACCAGGAGCUGAGGAGCCUAUUGGAGCUUUCAAUGUGUUCUAUUCCGUUUCUUCCCCUUCCCUUCCCUGUGGCUUCAUGCAUGCAACCCCGCAGAUACAGCCGCGGGUGGAUCUCGCGCUUCCUCAGGCGCUGGGGGCUCACACGCAAGGCAGUGGAAGCAGCAAGGGAGGCCAAUUUCAACCCCCUAGACCCCUCCUCGGGCCCCUCUCAUGGCGGUGGGGGAGGCACUGACAGCGCCGCACACAUCAUUGACAGCAGGAGCCUACUGGAGCUUGCAGACGAACAGCUAGAUCUGGAGGAAGCUGCUCGCCGCGCAUCUGAGCCGUCGGAUUUGCUCGCUGAGCUGGCAGAUGAGGAUAUUCUAGCCGCCGCGGCGAGCAUCCCUGCGGUGGGGAGCAGCGUCGUGGUGGCCGUGGCAGGAUCCAGGGGCGGGCAGUAUGCUCCUGGACCUGGGGGAGCUGGGGGGGGCGGCAUGCACUAUGCUCCUGGGGCUGGGGGGGCUGGUGUGGGGGGGAUGGGGGGUGAGGGAGAGUCCGUUGGGGAGGGGCAGCUGCAGGCUGUAGCGGAGGAGGUGCUUCUGGGGCUGGACGGAUCUGUAGCACGGGCGCCAGCUCCUGCUGGUGCUUCUGGCGCUGCUGGUGCUGCGGGUGCAUACGCGCCUGGCUCACACAUGCUUGUGCCAUCCGGAACUACCUUCUCUGCCUCUCAAGGCCCAUACACGUCCUCUGCCCUCGCCCACCUCUCUUCCGCGCCUCCCCACGCUCCCCAUCCCCCGCCGCCGCCCCCCCAGCGGCGGCGCAACAUCACAGUGAAGCUGAAGCGCGCCAUCUGCGUGCUGAAGCGCGCCAAGCCGCGCCUACGCGCGUCCGCCAUCAUAGACGCCGUGCGCGCGAGCACGGGGAUCUCCCUGGGCACGCACCAGGUCUCGCGCAUUCUCCAGGACAGCGACCGUUGGAUGCGCGCUCAGGCCAACGCGAACGCCGUCAAACGCGUGCGGGACCCUGAGAACGCCGCACUAGAGGAAACCCUAGCUGAGUGGGUGAAGGAGAUGCGGGCGAAGCAUGGCGAGGCGAUGGUUACCAGGGACGAUAUGAUUGACCAUGCGAAGAGGAUCGGUCCCGGUGACGAGGAUAAUUUCCUUCGUCUGGUGGAGGAGCAGCUUGCUGAGAUUGAAAAGGCAGGCGGCAAGGCAGCCAGGGCUGCGAUUGUAUGGGGCGAAGGGGGCGAGGGGGCCGAAGGGGGAGCAGGAGAGGGCGGAGGAGCAGGAGAGGGCGGGUCUUCCGAAGGGGAGGAUACCGGGGACGAGACGGAUAUAGGGGAAGGCGGGGGUGAGAGGCGCCAGCGGUACGGUCCCGGGGUGUUCGGAGCGGUUGGGAGCGGUGACGGGCCGGGAGAUGCACUUGAUGUAGACGCGGACGGGAUCAGAAGGCGGCGGAUGGUCCAAGUAAAGGUGAAACGGGCGGUGUGUGCGCUGAAACGAGCACGGCCUGAGCUCACUAGCAGGGAGAUCAUAGACGCAGUGAGGGUGAAAUACGGAGUGGAUUUGCCCCCGUCGGCUGUGCCGCGGAUUUUGAAGUAUGACGAGAGGUGGCAGCAGGCUGGCGCGGUGGCGUCGUGCCGGGUAAGGUCGUGCAUGAAUUCGAAGCUGGAAGAGGUGCUGGCGGCGGCUGUGAGGCGGGCGCUGGCCCGUGCUGCUGGUGAGGCGGGUGAGGGUGGGAAGGGGAGUGAGGGCGGCGAGGGUGGUGAGGGUGGUGAGGGAGGGGAGGGUGUGAAGGGGAGUGAGGGAGCGGAGGGGGCGGGGGCGGCGGGGGGAGAAGGCGGGGAGGAGGGCCCUCUGCUAGGCGUAGCACCUGGAUUCCGCUACUCCAAGGGGUGGGUCUGCCGCUUCCUGCAGCGCUGGGGCUUCGGCAGCAAGCAUCUUAAGAGCGGAGUUCUAGGGGUGGUGGCUUCUGGGGGGAGUGCUAUGGGGGGUGAUAGGGGCGGGGAGGAAGGGGAUGCUGGGGAGAAUGGGGACGAGGAGGGGAGGGAGGAGCGGGAGGACCGGGAGUUGCAGGAGUUGCUGAGUAUUGUGGAUGAGCAGGCGGCUGAGCAGGCGAGAAUGGAGGCGAUGUACGGGUGGGGGUAUGGGGGAGGGGGAUAUGGGGGAGGUGGGUAUGGGGGAGGCGGGUAUGCGGGGUAUGGAGGAGGGGAGACAGGCUCGGGAGGUACACCUGGGCAGGUGCCGUUUGCAGUGGGUGUUCCUGCGGCUAGGCUCGGGAUUAUUCGCACGCCCGAAGCUGCAGCUGCGGCUGCCGCGGCUGAGGCGGCGGCUUGGGAGUAUGCUUCGGGCGGGGGUGCUGGGGGGAUGAGGAAGAGGAAGAGGUUUGGGGUUGGGCCUGGUGACGUGGCAUUGCAUAAUAGGUCGAGAUCUCACUUCUGGGAUUUGAUGGUAACGGAGAUGGCAGGGAAGGGAGAACGAGGAGGGGGGCAGGGGGGAGUGGAAGGGGGGAUGCGGAGUGGUGGGGAGGUGAAAGCAGAGGAGGGUGGGGAGCGGGGAGGGCAUGUGGGUGUGGAGGAGGGGGUGGUUGGGAUGGAGGUGGAAGAGGGUGAUGGGAAGCUUAGGGAGGAACAUGCACUUGCUGCAGGACCAGGAGGUGCCGCUGCUCCUGUGGCGGAGUCAGCAGCUGCUGACACCACUGCCGCUGCUGCGCCUCCUGCUCUUGAUGCUGCUGCUGCUGCUUCUGCUGCUUCUGCUGGUCCGACUGCUUCUGCUGGUCCGACUGCUGCUGCGUGGGCGCAACUGCCGCAGGGGUCCCUGAGGGUCACAUGUGGCAAGCCGGUUACAACCACAGCGGUUACAAUCAAGGAUACGGACCGUCACCAUAUGGUUACAACUCUGGCCCAGGGUGUGGUCCAGGCUAUGGCACCCGGGGAAGGAGAGGAAGGGGAGGCGGUAGGGGAAGAGGGCGGGGAGGGAGGGGGGCAGGCAGGCGCGGGGGGAGCAGCAGCGCUGGUGUGGGGGGAAUUGCGGGGAGCAUUGGGGGGAGUAGGAUGA